CAUCUUCAAUGUAUGUUGAACCUUAAUGUAAUGUAAUGUUAAUGUAAGUACGCACGUGAUGGGGACCCCCCGGGGUUCCUGGUUUGUGCGUUUCUUUCUUCUUCUUUUUUGUCAAUUGUGUUCUAUCACUUGACGCGCAGCACGUAUAUCGAUGUACAAUGCAUAGAGCGAUCAGGGACCCGGUGUCUUUGAGGCCGCCUGGCUUCACACACGGGUCUGCAAGGCUUCAAAACCCCAAACGAAGCACUCCGGUGUUGGAUCUGAAGUGCCGAAUCACCCCUGCCGGUCCUGGGACCAAAAUACUGUAUCUGGCGGAGGGGGAUUUCGACGAUGAGACGGAGGACACAGUCAAUGUCUAUAAGCAUAAGAUAAAGGAUCAAAAUGACCUGGACAAGUUGCUGCAGAGCACUGGAGUGAGUGGGCUGCUUGUCCCCAACACUGGUGAAAAAGUUAGACAUUUUGAAGACAUUAUCAGUGAUGGCACGUACAGCGCAGUCUCUCCCCAAGCUAAGGCUCUAGGGACAGUUCAGACGACGCAGAAGAACAUUGUCCACGCAAAUGAAGACGCAGCAGGGCGGUAUCUGCAGGCUGCUUUGGCUGAUGUGUAUGGCUCAGCUCCCAAGGCACUGGAGCGCACCUUCAAGGACGCCAAGGGUAGGGUCGUGGGGGAGGCAGAUGCGUUGCUGAGCUUGGGCAACACGAUCUACUGGCUAGAUCACAAGAGCGUCAUGACGUCAAGCAAGCUGUUGACAGCUCUGAAGAAGCUGAAGGGCUUCAUAAAAACUGCGCGCAGAGAGAAUAUCCAGCCUUUUGUGGGAAAGGAUUUUGUUCUGGUGCUGGCUGCAGAUCUAUUGGCACAAGACGAGGUGGAUAGGGACACCGUGCUGCAGCUCUGCUUCAACUCUGGCAUCCCCCUGAUCGUGCGUUCUGGAGCCAGCUACAUGCUGCAGCCAGGAUCUGCAAGCUUGGGAAAGCCAGCAUUUGUGUUGUAGUGACUAAUUGACCUGCACGACUCUCUGCGCUGGCUGACUACUGGACAUUUUAAAGAUCACUUCUAAGAUGUUUGAUUUGCAGUGAUGUCAAGCAGCGCAAUUUUGUAAAUAUUCCUGCACUCUC
Messenger RNA from Coccomyxa subellipsoidea C-169, 1116 nucleotides. RefSeq lists its product as hypothetical. The transcript has 6 exons. NCBI's taxonomy places the organism in Eukaryota, Viridiplantae, Chlorophyta, Trebouxiophyceae, Coccomyxaceae. The coding region runs from base 159 to 992 and encodes 277 amino acids. The record is from RefSeq and is a predicted model, not a curated record.